This is a messenger RNA of Desarmillaria tabescens, 1442 nucleotides long. RefSeq names its product beta-ketoadipate enol-lactone hydrolase. The transcript has 5 exons. NCBI's taxonomy places the organism in Eukaryota, Fungi, Basidiomycota, Agaricomycetes, Agaricales, Physalacriaceae. The record is from RefSeq and is a predicted model, not a curated record. The coding region runs from base 1 to 1311 and encodes 436 amino acids. Gene Ontology annotation, molecular function: peroxiredoxin activity.
AUGCCCAGCUCUCGACUCGUCCCAGGCCGUUAUCCUCCAGUGGGUACCUCUCCCAUUGCUGAUGCUAUCCGUGAGCGGCGGGGUGCAAGAGGACUGACCGCUCUCGACGGUACCCUUCUCCAUGGAUGGAAUUCCCUCCUUGGAGCAAUACGAACCAAGGGAAAGCUUUCUGGCGAUGUCAGAGAACUCAUGAUCCUCCGUGUUGCAGCACACAAUCAUGCAGCGUAUGAAUGGAUCCACCACGAACAUGUGGGAAGAUCUGCUGGACUUACAACAGAACAGCUGCUAGUAAUCCGCGACACGUCUCGGCUACCAACAGAUGGGGGAGUCUUGAGUGCUUUGCAGAGAAGCGCACUGGCUUUCGCGCAAGAGAGUACCAACAAGGUCAAGGUGUCGCCUGAGUUGACCGAUGCGCUGAAGAAGAACCUUGAAGAUGACGACGAUCUCUUCGUUGAAGCGGCCGCGGUGGUUGCUACGUAUAACAUGGUCUCUCGGUUCCUUAUUUCGCUUGAUGUUGGUGGAGGUAGCGAUGAUCUUGUACCGUGGCCUGCGGAUGAGCAAGAGCAUAAGAUACCCUUAUCUUCGUCUCCUUCACAUUAUAUCUAUGCUAAAACUUAUAUCGUCUCCCCUUCUGCGCCUUGGCUCGUCUUUUGCAACUCUUUGCUGACCAAUACCACCCUCUGGAACCCCCUCCUCACGUACCUCCUUGCGCCUCCACGUGCAUUCAACAUCCUCUUGCAUGAUCAACGCGGACACGGCGCUUCCGUCUCCUCGCUAUCCGAACCUUGCACGAUGCCGAUCCUCGCGCAGGACGUCGCCCACGUUCUUGCGUCCCUCGGAAUCAAGCAAGUGCACAGCGUUAUUGGAGUAUCCCAGGGUGGAGCCGUCGCGCUCAGUUUUGGCACCCAAUUCCCACAUCUCACGAAGAGUAUCGUCGCAUGUGAUACAUCUCCAAAGACGCCUGCCGGAAACAAAGAGGCGUGGGAGGGUAUGAAGGAGCUCGCGAAUAUCACCGUUCCACGGUGGUUCCCAAGCGGAUCGGCAAUAAUCCAUCCUAGGCGGCAGGCGGUAGAAGAGAUGAUAGAGGGCACGGAUUUGGAUGGUUUUGCGUUGGGUGCGGGUGCUUUGAUGGAGUAUGAUCUCUAUGCGGAUGGGCUAGAUGACUGUAAGGUCAAGACGUUGCUUGUCGCAGGAGAUUUGGAUGGCGGCGGAAACGUCGGUAAGGGAUUGAAAGCACUCAAGGAGCGUUGGGCAGAAAAGGGGGUGACGUUGCAUAUCAAGAAAUUCCACAAGCAGGACAUCUUCCCAUGAUCGAUAACACGGACAGGUAUUGGGAGGUGCUGAGCGCUUUUUUUGGGAGUGUCGCGUAAAAUUGUAGUUUAAACGAUCGGAUGUCGAAUGUUGUAAGUUGAAAGAAGUCAAUGAUAUUUCCAAAUUUUACC